Molecule: messenger RNA, 1753 nt
Organism: Pungitius pungitius (ninespine stickleback)
Lineage: Eukaryota; Metazoa; Chordata; Actinopteri; Perciformes; Gasterosteidae
Gene: timm17b
Product: translocase of inner mitochondrial membrane 17 homolog B (yeast)
Exons: 6
Coding region: 117-635 (172 amino acids)
Biological process (GO): protein import into mitochondrial matrix
Cellular component (GO): TIM23 mitochondrial import inner membrane translocase complex; mitochondrial inner membrane
Molecular function (GO): transmembrane protein transporter activity
Source: RefSeq, a predicted model, not a curated record
CCUUGCCCUUUUUUAGGAUGAUCGCCCCUCUAAUCUGUGAGUAGACACGACUUUCCACAACGGCACACGGCGCGCACAAUGAUGACGUAGGCACCGCUCUCUUCACAGCAACAAACAUGGAGGAAUAUGCCCGUGAACCUUGCCCCUGGAGAAUAGUGGAUGACUGUGGAGGCGCUUUCACCAUGGGUGUCAUUGGGGGAGGGGUGUUCCAGGCGAUCAAGGGCUUUCGCAAUGCCCCUGCAGGUGUCGGACACAGGCUGAGAGGAAGCGCCAAUGCAGUGAGAAUGAGAGCUCCUCAAAUCGGAGGUAGCUUCGCCGUGUGGGGAGGGCUCUUCUCCACCAUCGACUGCGGGUUAGUUCGCUUGAGAGGGAAAGAGGAUCCUUGGAACUCUAUAACAAGUGGAGCACUUACUGGGGCCAUCCUGGCAGCACGCAGUGGGCCGUUAACUAUGAUGGGCUCUGCUAUGAUGGGGGGGAUUCUGCUCGCUCUAAUUGAGGGAUUUGGGAUCCUCCUAACCAGAUAUACAGCACAGCAGUUUCAGAACUCUAUUCCAUUUGCAGAAGAUCCCAGUCAGCUGCCUCCGAAGGAUGGAGGUGAGCAGCAGCCUCGGGGGGCAAAGGGGGAGUUUCAGUAGAGCGUCCGGGAACCGGCUGUGGACACAUAGAGUGAAACCAGAGAGAUGGGAGUACAAUAAACAUCACAGCAGGUAACAGGAGGACGCGGAUGUGGAGACAUUGGUCUCCACGUUGGUUGUCAGGAGUAGUUGCACUAUGUACGUAUACCUCAAGUUUAUUUAUUCUGUGUAUUUUUCUAAAGUGAAUGCUUGUAACAAACCUCAUGUUUGCACCUCCAGCACCUCGUGCAACAUUUUCUGCACCCGAGGGUUACUCUUCACUGUGUGAGUUAAAUGUGCAAUUUUGAAAUGUGGCUAAAAAUCAAUUGUAUUAUUUAACAUUUAGGUGGCAGCUGUAUUCUAAAAGAAUAGUUUGACAUUUUGUGAAUUACAACAAUUUGCUUUGAUGCAGAGUAAGAUUCUCUCUUUCACAUCCCUUUUGUUUUUUGACCAGGUGCGCUGACUUGCUGUGUGCACAUAUAUUUUUAUGUAAUCCUGAGCAAGAAAGCAAAUUUCUGAAGAUAAUAAACUAUUCCUUUAGGCUUUCUUAGAUUGUACAUAUGUGCACAGAUCUGUGAGUAAUUUGUUAAUGACUGCGAGGCAGGAAGGUAGAGCAAUAAAACAAACGAGGCGUCAGUAAGGUUAGAUCUUAGAGGCGUGCGUGAUGGCAAUCUGAAGUCAGUGACAUUUAAUGCAAAGAACAUUACGCGUGUUUAAUUAUAUGUGCACUCAAGAUGCGGCUUGGCUCAACGAAAGUCUGAUGCCACCCUUUGUUUGCAUAAUCUCUUAAUAUGGUCUUGCCUCACUGGGCAGAUGUUACUGUCAAUCUUUGAUGAGUCGUUAUUCUCUUAACUAUUAGAAGGAUGGGCACAAAGCGUGAAAAAUAAGAAUGAGUUCCCCAAAAAACAAUGGCUUGAAUUACUUAUACAUGCACCGCACUUUGAUCACUGCAUUAUCCAUCAAGCAACCAAGCACCUUUUCCUAAAAUAGUGGCAUAUCCCACAGGACUGCAGUGGAUCCUGUGUGUUUUCCAAUCGAACUGUGAAUAGAAUGUUUAUUGUAUGUAUUGUCUUAUUACAUUCAGCUUGCAAAAGUGGAUGAAAGAAAACAAAUAAUAAAGGCAUCAAAUGUUCUUUAAA